AUGGAUGGAUGGAGACAUUUAGCGCAGUUCGCUUUUGGUUCAAUUUUAUUAGGUGCAAUAAGAAAGGUGAAGAAAAGAAGAAGGGUCAAAUCGAUCCCAUUAAAAGGACUAAUAAAUCAUUCAUCAAAAUGCUACAAGGACGAAAAGAGGAAUAUGGAAGGAGGAG
Loa loa (African eye worm) is the source of this 166-nucleotide messenger RNA. RefSeq lists its product as hypothetical. The annotation marks the transcript as partial. The transcript has a single exon. Lineage: Eukaryota; Metazoa; Nematoda; Chromadorea; Rhabditida; Onchocercidae. The record is from RefSeq and is a predicted model, not a curated record.